AUAGUGUUACGCCUUAUAGCAAUCCAGAUGCAGUUCAUCUAGUUCAUUUAAUUAUUUAGUUUAGUUCAUUCGAUGUAAAAUGAUCAAUCAUGUUUCCUGUUUUCAAUAAAUAAAUACAGGUGGAAUAAGUAUGCACGGACAAGACAGGUUAGGAUAUAUUAGUCCGUUUCGUUCAGACAAUACAUAUCCUGAAUUUGAGAUUUCGGAUGAGAAGGAAUUACUUGCUGUCAGAUGGUUUAUUAAUAAAGACGUUGAUGGUAAACAGUUUACAGCCAAGGUAACUUGCCUAAUACAUCCAAAUGGGAAGAUAAUGUUGUAUUAUGAUAACAUUCCAACGGAAAUUAAAGAAGUUGAAUGGAAACCGAAAAUCGCCGGUAUAUUUGGAUGUGGAGGAAGUAAGAAACAUUUCAACGAAUGUUGUCAGCACAUUGAUAUCUGGUUACUCACAUCAUCAGUCAUCUUUUUGUGUCAUAUUAUUUUCUGUCUGUACCCUGGUUAUCAGCACGUCAAUACAGAACAUUCCUUUAUUCUAUCACAGUGAUCCAGUUCAAUUUUCUUACAGUUUACGUUAAAGACUUGAUUUGCUUGUAAAAACAACUGAUAUAAAUGUCGUUGAAGUGUUGUGGAUAAUUGUGCAAAAUGAAAUUGAUAUGCGUCCCGUAAAAGCACUGUUCAAAUGUCAUUGAAUGUUGAACAUUCAACGUUAGAUAGAUGUUCACACUCGUUGUAGGAAAAUUUCAGUAUCACAACUGAUUGUGAAUAUUAGUGUAAGCUAAUUGUGGAAGUGUUUGACAUUUGUCACUAAUGCUUUCGAC
This is a messenger RNA of Schistosoma haematobium, 815 nucleotides long. RefSeq lists its product as uncharacterized. The record is from RefSeq and is a predicted model, not a curated record. NCBI's taxonomy places the organism in Eukaryota, Metazoa, Platyhelminthes, Trematoda, Strigeidida, Schistosomatidae. The coding region runs from base 131 to 541 and encodes 136 amino acids. The transcript is spliced from 4 exons.